AUGAGUUCGGCAGUACGACUGCUGCGAGCUUGUGGCGGCCAGCAAGCGAAGACCUUACAAAUCGUCCUCGGUUGUUCUGUCGUUGCAGCAUAUGCCAAUGGCCAACGCAAGCGUGUGUUGGCAGACAGCUCACGAGACACUACGCAGAACUGGAGUCCACGACAGACGGUCAUCACAGAGCCACAGCCGUCACAAAAUCGUACAGGGUCCCAGCCUUCGAAUCGGAAACCUCAGGACCCUCUACUACCUUCGUCACGUGAAUUUCGUGUCAUCGAUACCGAAGGCGAUGGUCCUGAAGACCCACUCUCCGCAUGGCAACUAGCUACUGGCCGUGUUUCGGCCGUGUGUGGCACUUUCACUAGCAUCGACCUCAUCUCAGUUCGCGAGAAGAUUACUGGCAUGAUCGUUCCGACCUGGGUGCGCCUACUACCAGAGUGGCUCGACAAGCUACAGAAUGAGCUCUCCAUGGCACCUUGGUCUUUAUCGUGGGAGAUCUGGGAGGAAGCGCAUGAUCCGCAGAUCAAUCCAGAGAUUGUGUGGGAUGCCAAAGUACGAUUGUCGAAGGAUCUCUGCGCCGAAGAGCAGUCGUUUCUGCGUCAGCGUCAGCGCCAGACAGCUGCAGCUUUGGGUCGCUAUUUGGGAUUAUCGGAAUCCGAGGUUGACCCGAGAGAUGUGCCUAUCAUAGGCAUGUGUGGCAGUGGAGGCGGUCUCCGAGCUCUUGUAGCGGGAGCGUCAUCGUAUCUGUCUGCUGCAGAAGAUGGUUUGUUCGACUGCGUGACAUAUACGGCUGGAGUCAGCGGUAGCUGCUGGCUGCAAACACUUUAUUACUCUUCCAUCGGUAGACAAGACUAUGGCGCAAUACUAGCACAUCUCAAGGACCGUGUCGGCAUCCACAUCGCAUCCCCACCUUCGCUACUGCAUCUAUUGAGCCAGGCGCCAACCAACAAGUAUCUACUCAGCGGAUUUGUGGAGAAGCUGCGCGGGGUGCCUGACGCAGACUUUGGGCUGGUGGACGUGUAUGGGUUGGCGUUGGCAGCACGAUUGCUGGUGCCGAAGCAUGAACUGCGAAUUAGCAACUACGACCUCAAGAUCUCGAAUCAGCGAAUCUUCACCGACGAAGGCAAACAGCCUUUGCCAAUAUAUACAGCCGUUCGCCACGAAAUCCCGGACUCAGUCGGCAAGGUCGAAGCCAUGGCCAAAGAAGCUCGAUUCACUACUAAACAUUUCGAUUGGUUCCAAUGGUACGAAUGGACACCGUAUGAGCUCUAUUGUGAGGAGCUCGAUGCCGGCAUUCCUACGUGGGCUGUUGGACGAAAGUGGGAUGGCGGGAACUCGCUUUACAGAGAGAAUGGUUUUGCUCUGCCUGAGCUGCGAGUCCCACUCAUGAUGGGAAUAUGGGGAAGCGCCUUCUGCGCUACGUUGUCCCAUUACUAUAAAGAGAUCCGGCCCUUGCUGCGCGCUGCAGGGCUUGGUGGGCUCGACACCUUGCUUUCGGGCAGAGACGACGACUUGGUCAAGGUACAUCCUGUUGACCCAGCUGUAAUACCAAACUUCGCUCUUGGCAUGCGAAACCAGUUGUCUGACUCUGUACCGGAGAGCAUCCACACUACUACACAUCUGCAGCUCAUGGAUGCAGGAAUGGCGAACAACUUGCCACUUUAUCCACUGCUCAGACCGGGGCGAGAAGUAGACGUAAUCGUAGCUUUCGACGCAUCGGCCGACGCCAAAGCCGACAACUGGAUCAAGGUUACUGAUGGCUAUGUACGACAGCGCGGUAUCAAAGGGUGGCCGAUGGGUGCUGGCUGGCCACCGAAGAGUAAUAAGAAUGAUACAACUGCAACUGAGCUCGAAGCGGCAGGAGAGGCUGCAGCCGAUGCAGCUUGUGGACCUGAUCAUCUUGAGCCCCCCCAGAAGGAGCUUGGCUACUGUACUGUCUGGGCGGGCACGAAGGAAGAACGAUACGAGUACAUGGACGAACCAACUCAUCAUCUGAUAGACUCUGACGAUGAUCAUCAGCAUCUAUCGUCGCCGAGCGCGGGUAUCGCACUUAUAUACUUCCCUUUCCUAGCUAACGAGACGGUACCUGGUGUCGAUCCUUUGAAGGCCGACUUCAUGUCAACGUGGAAUUUCGUCUAUACACCCGAGCAGAUUAACAAAGUUGUCGAUCUUGCGAGGGCGAACUACGCUGAAGGGAGGGAUCAAGUGAAGAGGACGAUUCGCGCAGUGUAUGAGCGGAAACGAGAGAUUCGUUUGAAACAGGAACGUGCUGAACGAGAGUAUGCUCGAGCUUGCCGCGUAAACAGAGGCGCAGUAGCAGUGAGAACGAAUGGCGAUGUCGGACGUGGCGAUCAGUUCAGCGGCCUGUGA
Molecule: messenger RNA, 2367 nt
Organism: Recurvomyces mirabilis
Lineage: Eukaryota; Fungi; Ascomycota; Dothideomycetes; Mycosphaerellales; Teratosphaeriaceae
Exons: 1
Coding region: 1-2367 (788 amino acids)
Biological process (GO): glycerophospholipid catabolic process
Cellular component (GO): cytosol
Molecular function (GO): A2-type glycerophospholipase activity
Source: RefSeq, a predicted model, not a curated record